Ornithodoros turicata is the source of this 906-nucleotide messenger RNA. RefSeq lists its product as uncharacterized. The record is from RefSeq and is a predicted model, not a curated record. Lineage: Eukaryota; Metazoa; Arthropoda; Arachnida; Ixodida; Argasidae. The coding region runs from base 1 to 906 and encodes 301 amino acids. The transcript has a single exon.
AUGGCCACUGGACCCCCUUCCGCUACUGGCCCUCUCGCAGGACCAGCGGGCCACUUUCCGCCAGUCCAGCAAGUCCCAGGACCUCAGCAACAGAACGUUGCGGUGCCCCCUAUUGCGGCGCCCCUGUUGCCCCCAACUCAAGUUUCCGCCGUCGCUCUCAAGCUGCCGACGUUUUGGGCCGCCGAUCCCGUCGUAUGGUUCGGGCAAGCUGAGGCACAAUUCGCCCUUCGUCGCAUCAGUGACCAGCUGACGAAGUUCUACCACGUCGUUGCCGCACUUUCCCCUACUGAUGCUUCCGAGGUGUGCGACUUGGUUGCCUCCCCACCGACACAGUCACCUUAUGCCGUGCUCAAGACUGAAUUAAUUCGCCGGACGUCUAUGUCAGAGCAAAAGCGAUUCCAGCGCCUGCUGACCCCAGAAGAACUCGGAGAUCGCGCGCCUUCUCAGCUCUUACGGCGUAUGCGCCAACUGCUCGGCGACCGUCCCGACAGCGCCGUAAUCGACGAUUCCCUGCUCCGCCAACUCUUCCUCCAGCGGUUGCCGGCCAAUGUCUGCAUGGUUUUAGCUGCUGCUGGCACCAUGAGUCUGAACGACCUGGCCAACCUUGCCGACAAGGUCAUGGAAACCACCGCAGAUCGCAGCUGCGUGGCACCACCGCAGAUCGCAGCUGUUGCCUCGCACCCCCUUUUCCGCCUACGGCUACUUGUUCCAGCUCGUCGCAAGCAGUGGACCUUUCUCAGCUCGCGGAACAGAUAUCCAACCUGCAGCUGGAUGUCGCAGCCCUCCGCCGCUGCAGUCCUUCUCCGUCUCCAGCUGGUUUGCUGGUAUCAUCGUCGUUUCCGCACCAAGGCUCGCAACUGUAUACCACCAUGCACUUUCCAGGGAAACCCCCGAGCCGGUCACUAG